AUGAUAGUCACCUCUUCCCGUGACAAGUCCAUCAUUCUGUGGAAUCUCACUAAGGAAGAUAGGACCUAUGGCGUCGCCUGCCGCCGUCUUACUGGCCACUCCCACUUUGUCCAGGAAGUUGUCCUUUCCUCUGACGGUAUCUGUGAUGUUAUACAGCCGGUUGACAAGCGAAGCACGUACAACGCGGGAAGGAUGAUGGUUGACAAUUCAACGACAGUCACCGCAGUUGCAAUGAAAAACUUGGGAGAUGAAAUUCAAGAUGCAAACGAGCCUGAGACAGCACUUGCUCUUGAGGCAACUCCUCAACAGGCAACACAUCAGCAGGUGAAAAGAACACUGAUUUUUGAACUCUCUCCAGCAUUGGAUAAUGAAAGACAGUAG
Molecule: messenger RNA, 381 nt
Organism: Fraxinus pennsylvanica
Lineage: Eukaryota; Viridiplantae; Streptophyta; Magnoliopsida; Lamiales; Oleaceae
Source: the annotation of a GenBank genome assembly